Molecule: messenger RNA, 1401 nt
Organism: Notothenia coriiceps (black rockcod)
Lineage: Eukaryota; Metazoa; Chordata; Actinopteri; Perciformes; Nototheniidae
Product: echinoderm microtubule-associated protein-like 2
Exons: 12
Biological process (GO): microtubule cytoskeleton organization
Cellular component (GO): mitotic spindle
Molecular function (GO): microtubule binding
Source: RefSeq, a predicted model, not a curated record
CUGCACCCCUCUUGUUCCCUAACUAAAUCGUGGACCAGGUACGGCUACAGAGGUCGUGACUGCCGCUCCAACCUCUACCUGUUGCCCACCGGAGAGAUUGUGUACUUCAACGCCUCCGUGGUGGUGCUGUACAACACGGAGGAGCAGCAGCAGAGGCACUACCUGGGCCACAACGACGACGUCAAGUGCCUGAGUGUGCAUCCUGACAUGGUUACCAUAGCAACGGGGCAAGUGGCUGGAAACUCUAAAGAUGGAAAGCUGCUGGCUCCUCACGUGCGUGUGUGGGACUCUGUGAGCCUCAACACGCUGCAUGUGAUCGGGAUGGGUGUGUUCGACAGAGCCGUCAGCUGCGUGGCUUUCUCCAAGUCGAACGGCGGCUCCUUCCUUUGCGCUGCGGACGACGCCAACGACCACGUCCUGAGUGUGUGGAACUGGCAGAAGGAGAAGCAACUGGCUGAUGUUAAGUGCUCCAACGACUCUGUCCUGGCCACUGUGUUUCAUCCAAUGGAUGCCAACCUGAUUGUCACCUGUGGAAAAUCUCACAUCAACUUCUGGACCAUGGAGGGCAACACUCUGACCAAGAGACAGGGCCUGUUCGAGAAACAUGAGAAGCCAAAGUAUGUGUUGUGUGUGGCGUUCGCUGAGAACGGAGACGCCAUCACAGGAGACUCCAGUGGGAACAUCUACGUCUGGGCCAAAGGUGGGUACCGGAUCAGCCAGGUGGUGUCGGGGGCCCACGAGGGCGGGAUCUUCUCUGUCUGUGUCCUGAAGGACGGCACCAUGGUGUCCGGGGGGGGGAAGGACCGCAAAGUGGUGCUGUGGGACCACGACUACAAGAAGCAGGCUGACAUGGAGGUGGGCGAGUCUCUGGGUCCUGUGCGGGCUCUGGCUGAGGGUAAACCUGGAGAACUCUUCAUAGGAACCACAAAGAACGCUAUCAUCAGAGCCGCCUUCCCUGAUACACUGACUCCUAUUGUACAGGGUCACACGGACGAGCUGUGGGGUCUGGACGUCCACCCGUCCAUGGAGCAGUUUGUCACCUGUUCUCAGGACAAACAGGUUCACCUCUGGGACACCAACUCCCAUCAGCCCCUCUGGAGCAAGACCAUCGAGGAUCCAGGGAGGUCUGCAGGGUUCCAUCCCAGCGGGGCGGUUCUAGCUGUGGGAACAAUGACUGGAAGGUGGUUGGUGCUGGACACUGACACCCGGGAUCUUGUUUCUAUGCACACAGACGGCAAUGAGAUCAUUUCCAACAUCAAGUACUCUCCAGACGGUAACUUCCUGGCUGUCGCAUCACAUGACAACUUUGUUUACAUCUAUGCUGUGACAGAGAAUGGCCGCAAGUACAGCCGUGUUGGGAAAUGCACUGUGAGUAUAUUUUUCUAAAAUAACCAUCUUCAC